AUGAGUUUUGGUUUGCGGAACGCCACUAGUACAUUCCAACGUUUUAUAGAUGAAGUUAUUCGUGGACUUGAUUUUGUUUUUGCGUAUGUCGAUGAUAUUCUCAUCGCAAGUGAUACGCAUGAAAAUCAUCUCCAGCACUUGUCUCAGCUUUUUCAGCGUCUUCGCGACUAUGGUGUUCGCUUUAAUCCAGACAAGUGCGUUUUUGGGCAAUCAUCUCUUGAUUUUCUCGGUCAUUAUAUUGAUUCGAGUGAAAUCAAACCACUCUCGUCUAAAGUCGAUGCAAUUCAGCGCAUCGCACCACCUUCUUCUUUGCGUAAUUUCUAUCGACGCUUCAUAUACCGGUGUGCGGACAAGUUGUUUCCUUUAAAGAAGAUGCUAAAGGGCAAUUCUAAAAAGGAUGCCCGUCGUACUCUUUCAGCUGAAGCACUGCCUGCCUUUGAGUUAGUUAAAAAGGAACUAGCUUCAGUUCCUGUUUUAGCACAUCCGGCUCCUGAUGCUCCACUUACUUUAUCUGUGGACGCAUCAGAUUCUGCAGUUGGCGCUGUCUUGCAGCACACCGUAGAUGGUGAAACUAAACCUUUGGCUUUCUUUUCUCCUAGACCGUUAGUACCUGAGAAACAUCAACGUUCUGUUUUUGAUGCUCUUCAUUCAUUGUCACAUCCGGGUAUCUCUGCCACAGUAAAGCUUGUUACUGCUCGGUUCUUCUGGCCCAAUAUGCGACAAUCGAUUACCUCUUGGGCACGCUCUUGUUUGAGAUGCCGGAGUGCUAAAGUCCAUAGACACGUUCGUGCUCCACUUGGACAGUUUUCUUCUCCUGAGGCCCGUUUUCGUCAUGUCCACCUUGAUUUGGUUGGACCAUGGCCUGUGAGUCGCGGGUUCUCAUAUAUUUUAACUUGUAUCGAUCGUUUCUCACGUUGGCCGGAAGCUAUUCCUAUAGAAGACAUUUCUGCUGAAACUGUUGCGAAAGCUUUCGUGUCUAAUUGGAUUUCUAGGUAUGGUGUACCGUCCAGUUUAACCACAGAUCGUGGUCGACAAUUCGAAGCGGUUUUAUUUCGUGAGUUAUCACGAAUCCUGGGGAUGCAUCAUAUACGCACCACUAGUUACCAUCCUGCUUCUAAUGGGAUGGUGGAGCGUUUCCACAGGCAACUUAAGGCCGCGUUGCGUGCCUCGCCGAAUCCACAGUCGUGGACUGAAUGUCUUCCUAUCGUCCUGCUUGGAUGUCGGACUGCGAUUAAAGCAGACCUUGGUUUUUCUUCUGCCGAGCUCUUGUAUGGUACCAACUUGACAUUAACGGUCGUUCGGAGACCGUAUCCGUAG
Messenger RNA from Octopus sinensis (East Asian common octopus), 1317 nucleotides. RefSeq lists its product as uncharacterized. The record is from RefSeq and is a predicted model, not a curated record. Bases 1 to 1317 code for a protein of 438 amino acids. Lineage: Eukaryota; Metazoa; Mollusca; Cephalopoda; Octopoda; Octopodidae. The transcript has a single exon. Gene Ontology annotation, molecular function: nucleic acid binding. Gene Ontology annotation, biological process: DNA integration.